UCUUUAGACACCAAUAUAUAAUAUCAGAGAAACACGAGAAUUAAACGCUCGAGACGCAUCGAAAGUAUUGCCGAUGUUUAUAUUUUCCAGUCAUAAUGCAUCUUGCUGUCUGUAUAGCUGUAUCACUGGUUCUGCUUUCAAACGUUGAGCAAUCUGAGUGUGAUGCGAGUAUGGAACAAGUUAAAGCCAUUUGGAGUAGGUACAAUCAAGUGUCAAGUACUGGAGACUCAACCUAUUACGGAGACUACCCUGUCGGGGUAGGCGCAUGUGAGUUAGAUCCAAUAUCACCGGUUAAUAAUCAACCAGGAUGGAUUUUAGUAGCAGCAGGCAAAGAGAACUAUCAGAAGUCUUUGGGGUGUGGUAUGUGUGUUGAGAUUAAAGGAGAUGGAACAUCAAGCCUCGGAAGUAAUGCUGGAAAUGACAUUCCUAUUAAAGGACCUUUUAAAGCUACAGUGGUUGAUCUAUGUGGAGACUGCAAUCAAGGUGGUUUUGAUCUGUUUAUCACAGGUAACGGUAAGUGGAAGACAUCGUUCAAAGCUAUCGAGUGUGCGYCGGUCAGCGGUCAGGACGGGAAUAUUAAAUUCAGAUUUGACGGGAGCAAUGAAUGGUACUUGAAACUGCAGGUGCGAAAUUCAAAAGUGGUGACGGUAGGCCUGGAACUUCUCAAAGACAAUAAAUGGCUUUGCAUGCGUCGCGGUAACAACAACCACUUUACAAUCAGCCCUGGUCAAGUCAUUUUUCCAAUCAAAGUACGUCUGACUAGUAUCUUCAAUGAACAGUUGGAAGCUACAAUUACAUCACUGGAAAAUGAUGUCGAUAUCCAAAGCAAGAUACAGUACAAGGGGGUUAUAGCAGAUAGCAAACCUGAAGACAUCAAGUGCUACGGUCAGGGUGGUGUAACUCAAGAAGCAAAGAACAACCCGUUGCCGUCUGCCGCAACACCAGCACCCAAUCAAAGCCCCAGUAAACCUGGGCAGGUCUUACCUUCUGCCGCAACACCUGCUCCCAAUCAAGGGUCCAGUCCUGAAUCCACUUUAACCAGUAAACCUGGACAGGGAGGGUCUUCCCAGCCCUCUCAGACCAAUACACAGAAGCCAUCAGGGCAAACAUCUGAACAAAAAGAUGUUUGUAAAGAAAGGGCAAACGGUCUGUAUCCAGACGAGAGCGACUGCCAUGCAUUCAUAGUUUGCAGCAAUGGAAUAACAUACAAAAAGACAUGCCCAGCAGGGCUGUUGUAUAAUAGAGACUUGAAGGUUUGUGACUGGGCAAGAAAUGUUAAUUGCAGGGAACUUACGAUGUAAACUGAGCGAAAACACCAAGACACCAUUUGAAACUGGUUGUACUCCACAUAUCUACCGACCGAGUUAAAGCCUUUAUAAAUGUACUUAUGGCGUAAGGAAGAUAUCACAGAUUUGUUAAAUGGUAACGUUGAUUUAAUAAAAAAAACCCCUAGCGAUUG
Messenger RNA from Actinia tenebrosa (Australian red waratah sea anemone), 1459 nucleotides. RefSeq lists its product as uncharacterized. Lineage: Eukaryota; Metazoa; Cnidaria; Anthozoa; Actiniaria; Actiniidae. Gene Ontology annotation, cellular component: extracellular region. Gene Ontology annotation, molecular function: chitin binding. The record is from RefSeq and is a predicted model, not a curated record.